AUGAGUUACCUCUGCCGCAGCUCCUUCUCGUGCUCCACCCAGAAGUUGGCACACUGCCUAUGCCCCCAGAACUCGAUCCACCACUCACCGAAACUGUCUUCAACUUCAUAGUCCACCUUGGCGACCCGUUCAUCUCGCUUCAGUCCGCAGACAACGCAUGCUUUUGGGGCGGUUGGUACAUUCUUUACCGCGGUGACAGCCAUGUUUGUAGCAAGCUCGGGAAUCUUGAGGUUUUCAUGAUGAGCACUGUUCAUUGCCGCGACAACGCCCCGUAGCCUACCGACUUGCUUCUUCCAAACCUCGAUGACCUCGGCUACUUCUUGCUCUUCACGGAUAGACUGAGUCUUAUCUAUACCGGCCAGUUUCAUGCCUGGUUUCCCGCCUGCAACCGCAGCAGAGAUGGUCAUGCUUUGUGAUAGGAACUUGUCCCUGUGCCAACGCUGCUUCCGACCUGCUAUUAAUCUUGACACGACCGUGGCUAAAGCUAGGUAGCCUUUAAUGAAAAAGAGGGUCUGGGCGGAGCCGAUGAUCCGUUGGUAGCCUGGGGAGGUGGUUGAUAGAGUAAGGAGAGGUUUGAGAAGGGUCGUUGUGGCAAGAUCGAGUAGUUGAGGACAAAGUGAGAGAAGAACCGAAGGUGGAGGAAUGUUGGUCGGGGGAGGACCGCGAGGUUCGUGUGAUGGCGUUGGUGGUGCCGGUGGAUUGCUAUGUUGAGGGGCCUUUUCUUCUGUUGCUCCCCAGUCUUGCCAUUCCCACUCUGAAUUUGUCGUUGGGGCUGGGGCUGGCUUGGAUUUCGAGGUUGUCUUGAUUUGGGGCUGUGAAGCUGGUUUGAUGGCGGGUUUUGUGGUGGUAUCUGGGAUGUCUUUGAACUCCUCCCACUUGUUGCCAAAGCCGCCACCAACCUCAGGCCAUGCUGUAAUAGGAGAUGGCGAAGCUUGAUUCACUUCCUGGAUGUUGCGUACUCCUGUGGGCGGUUUUACUUGAAGUUCCUUCACAAGAUCGGGCUUGCGGUCAUGAAAAGAUGAUCCGUAGGGUGACUUUGGUGCCUUCGGGUAAGCUGAAGGACUCCCCUGGAAAGCCGCGUUGGAAAGAGACAACCCCGGAGGUGCUUUCUUAGAUGAUGGGGCCGGGUCCACGUCUAGCCCAAGCAAGUCGUCUGGAGGUUUUGCGGUGGUGGGCUCUAUUACAGGGGCAGGCACAGCCUCAAAAUCACCAAAGUCAUCCUCAUUGAUGUCCCCAUUCUCCGCUUCAAAAUCGGCAUCAAAGAGCACAUCACGGUCCGGGUUUCUCUUCGGUUUAUGCGAGUCCUCCAGUCCAAGGUUGAACAGUUGAUUGCCCAUCAAGUCCAUGGUCGAUGCCCUGGUGACACGGGUUCUAGAUGGUGGGCUGGUGAUAUUUGUCAGUGGAGCCGGAGGCUGUGGCGGAUCGGCUGGCUUCGUUGCAGCCUCAAAGUCCCCCCAGUCAUCUUCAUCCUCCUGGUCAUCUUGUCCUGCUGUGGAUGUUUUUGGAGGCGCUUGUGUUGUCGUACUCUGGCGUUGGAAGCCCCCCGAUCCACCCAAAUCACCCCAGACAUUGCUGUUAUUGGUCUGAGGAUGACCGAACUGAGCUGACGCAAAAGAGCUUCCUUGUGUCGGUGCCAGCUGCUGAAUAGGCGGCCAUGGUGCGGAUUGCUGGCUAAUUUGAGCUUGCGUUUGCGGUUGAGCCGGUGAAGCGAAGUCCAAAAAGGAGAGGGAGUCCUGAGCUGGCUUUGGCUGUUGCUGCUGAGGUGCUGUGCUUGAUGGCGUGUCUGCGAAAGCCGCAAAGAGAUCGGCCGACAUUAUCAAAGUUUAUCCUUAUGUGGUUUCUUCAUACAAAAUCUAAAGUGUAAGGUAGUUGUCGUUGGGGUGGCUGUUGGACGUCACUUCGAAGGACAGGGUUAGAAGAGGCUCGAAGAUUGGCGAGGUGGGGCUCACUGACAGGAUCGCUGCAAGGUCCCCUCUCUGGACCCUGGUAUCUCGAAAGCUUAAACAACAGAUGGUGGGAGAAAUUGAUGACUCACGGCUUUAUCGUGAUAUCUUCUCAAGAUGAGGCUCUUCGAGUCUCUUGGUUGGGCAGCCUGGAGUUAUCUCUGCAACAGGUUCAGAGUUCACGAAUUGGAUGGCCAACGAUGCGGCGACGUCCAGACAGGAGGCUUGGGAACAGGGGGCUGAUAUCCAUGCCAUGCGCCACAUGAUUGGCUGGGAAAUGUGCCCCACAUUCAGCUACCACUGACAACGUUCCUUGUGCUCACCACCAGGAUCAUUACCCUUGUUUCCUACACAUGAUGAAUAGCUCACGAGUUUUAUGAUACAUAUAAAAGAGCCUUGCCAUUGAAGCCAUCUCAAAAGACGUCCAAAAAACAAGUAGACGGAUGUUGGGAAGCUUGAAGAGCAUGUUGAGCGUGCAUUAUGAGGUCACCAGCCGAAACAAAAUUGAGGUGGGAGGAGACAUUCAAGCAUGGGACCAGGAUAUCUGACCUCCAACGGGCCAUCAAAUUCAACGGUCCAGAGAGUCCAUGCGUAGCUGGCCUACGCUCUCUCUGUUGGAAGGGCUUCCUGCUAUUCCCGCACGCUCCCGCUGAAGAAUGGCCUCAACUUUUGCGCCAACUUCGAGACUCAUAUGAUACCCUGUGCGAACAGCAUCUCAAAUUUAUCAGGCACCCCGAACAACUAGCCGCCCUAUCCUUCGAUCCCCUUGCAGACGAUCCCGACUCUCCUUGGAUCACUGUGCGCAAAGAUGAAGCCAUCCGCGCCGAGAUCCAGCAAGAUGUCUCGCGGCUUCCCGACGAUCCAUUCUACCACCAGGAGGUCAUUCAGACCAUGAUUCUGGAUAUCCUGUUCCUCUACUGCAAACUCAACCCUUCCGCCGGCGGGUACCGUCAGGGAAUGCACGAGUUACUUGCGCCAAUUGUCUAUUUCGUUGCGCAGGACUCGGUGGACGGCAAGCAGUCUUCAACGGUUGAUACUCUCGAUCCUACGAUAGUGGAAUUGUUGGACGCUUCUCAGGUCGAGCAUGACUCCUUUGCCUUGUUCUCCAAGGUUAUGGACCGUGCUGGCGCUUUUUACGAGGUUGAGCAAAACACAAUCGUCGAAAAAAGCAAAUACAUCCAUGAAGUUGCCUUGCUCAAAAUUGAUGAGGAACUUGCGAACCAUUUGCGAGACAUUGAAGUUCUGCCGCAAAUAUUCUUGAUACGAUGGAUACGCCUCCUUUUUGGAAGAGAGUUUCCCUUUGAACAAACCAUGAUAUUAUGGGAUGCCAUCUUUGCCUUUGAUCCCAACUUGGAGAUGAUAGAUCUCAUAUGCGUAGCUAUGCUUCUCAGGAUCAGAUGGACGCUCCUCGAAGCUGAUUACUCGGUGGCACUUCAGCUGCUUCUGAAAUAUCCAGCCCCUCCACCACCGCACGGUCCUCACACCUUUGUCGACGAUGCUUUAUAUUUGCAGAAACACUUUGAUGCCACGGGCGGUGUCGCACUAAUCACGAAAUACAGCGGUAGACUGCCUGCGGCAGCAUCAGUGGCAUCAACACCAACCUCGACCCCUGCACGGUCAUCCACCCCAUCAUUUUCAGGCUUUGGUUCACUCCGACAAAGAACUCUCGGUACCAGGUCACCGUUAUCUUCCACGACAAAACUCUUGCAGCAACCGGGUGGUGUGGAGGCUAUCCUGCGCGGUGCUGCCAAAAAUGUCAUUGAGAAAAGCGAAAAACUCGGACUUAACGAUGCUGUCCGUGACGCUGUUGGGGAAAUACGUCGCAACAUGCAAGGCUUUCAAGAGUCUCGAAGUUCGCCCAGAAUCAACAGAUCACUGUUUCCCGGAAACACUCUGGCUGUUUCCAUUUGGGAGCAGAGGAAUCGUCAGUUAGCAAUCAUGUUGGAAGAGUCAAUCACAAACCUCAAACAGCUGGUGGCCUCUGACUUUGAGGGCGACAAGCAGAAACAGCUCGAGACAGUGGAACUUGCCACGGCCAAGAUCCAGUACGUGAAGGCCUGCUUGGAGGAUUCCACGCUGGAUUUGCCGGAGGAAGAACCUCCGACGCUGGCAACAUUGAGCAUUUCCACCCUCCCCGAAAUCAGAUCGCCGACGGUUGCGUUGGAUACCACACCGGUGGUUAUGACAUCAUCCGCCGUUGAAGAAGCCAGAAGUUCACUCUCGUCGCCGGCUUCAUCGGAUAGAAGCAAGCAGCUGUCGUCGGUGCCGGAGGAGCCACAUGUUGAACCUGUUGCGGAGGAAAUGGUUGACAAGAUGGAUACUGAUCCACCAGAAAGAAAACAAACACCACCGCCACCAGCCCCAGCCCCUGUCCCCAACCCAGAACCGUCGCCUUCUGUUGGACAGACCCCUGCAACUAGCCCGACCCCUAAGGAGCGCCCGAAAGGACCGAUACCUACACGGUCAACCUUGGCUCAGUCCUCUUUUGCGUGGAUGUUGGAGCCAGACACUACAGUAUCAGCUGCUCGGUCGCCGCCGAGUAGGCCUCUGAGCAGCAGUGGAAAGAAGAAGCACAACCCCAGCCGGGAAAAGAACGCGUUCUUGUUUGGAGAAGUGGUUCCGAGUGAUGGAGCGGCAGGGGAAAGGACAGUAUCACCAGACGAGAUCUUUGGACUGCAGCCGAUCAGGAAGGGCUGA
Messenger RNA from Podospora bellae-mahoneyi, 4640 nucleotides. RefSeq lists its product as uncharacterized. Bases 2424 to 4640 code for a protein of 738 amino acids. The transcript has 4 exons. Gene Ontology annotation, biological process: activation of GTPase activity. The record is from RefSeq and is a predicted model, not a curated record. NCBI's taxonomy places the organism in Eukaryota, Fungi, Ascomycota, Sordariomycetes, Sordariales, Podosporaceae. Gene Ontology annotation, molecular function: GTPase activator activity.